AUGUCUUUCGCUGUCUCAAGGUCACUGCCUAGGACCGUUCUGCGGUCUUACGGCACCGUCCAAGGUCCUCCUGCAGCCUCCCUCGCCAAUCGCAUUCCCAAUGCUUUAAUCGAAGCCACUACGGCCACUGCUCCUCGGACCAACUGGACCCGAGAGGAAGUGAGCCAGGUCUAUAACACCCCGUUGAACCAAUUGACCUAUGCUUCUCAAGCGGUGCACCGCCGUUUCCAUGACCCCUCCGCCAUUCAAAUGUGUACCCUGAUGAACAUCAAAACGGGCGGCUGCAGCGAAGACUGCUCAUACUGCGCCCAGUCCUCCCGCUACGACACCGGGCUCAAAGCUACCAAGAUGAGCCCUGUCGACGAGGUCCUCGAGAAAGCCCGCAUGGCCAAGGCCAACGGCAGCACCCGUUUCUGCAUGGGUGCCGCCUGGCGCGACAUGCGCGGUCGCAAAACCUCCCUCAAGAACGUGAAGCAGAUGGUCUCCGGUAUCCGCGACAUGAACAUGGAAGUCUGCGUCACCCUCGGCAUGAUCGACCAGGAGCAGGCUAAGGAACUGAAAGAAGCCGGCCUGACUGCUUAUAACCACAACCUCGAUACCUCCCGCGAGUUCUACCCGACUAUUAUUACUACCCGCUCAUACGACGAGCGUCUGCGGACUCUUGACCACGUACGUGACGCCGGCAUCAACGUCUGCUCUGGCGGUAUCCUUGGCUUGGGCGAAUCGGACGAGGACCGCGUUGGUCUCCUGCACACCAUGUCAAGUCUGCCGAAGCACCCUGAGUCUUUCCCCGUUAAUGCCCUGGUGCCCAUCCCCGGUACCCCGCUGGGCGACCGGAAAAUGGUCCCCUUUGACCGAUUGCUUCGGACUGUUGCGACUGCCCGGAUUGUCAUGCCCGGUACUAUUGUCCGUCUUGCUGCGGGUCGCAUUGCGCUCUCGGAGGAGCAGCAAGUUGCCUGUUUCCAGGCUGGGGCUAACGCCAUCUUCACGGGCGAGAAGAUGCUGACUACUGACUGCAACGGAUGGGACGAGGAUCGUGCUAUGUUCGACCGAUGGGGUUACUACCCCAUGAAGAGCUUUGAGAAGCCCGAGCCUCUAGGAGACGCGAAGACUACGGCCACCCCGCCCCCGGCUGGGGAUGAGCCUGUUGCGCCGGUCGCAGCUACUGCUUAA
Messenger RNA from Penicillium chermesinum, 1173 nucleotides. Its product is annotated as biotin synthase. The record is from RefSeq and is a predicted model, not a curated record. Bases 1 to 1173 code for a protein of 390 amino acids. The transcript is spliced from 2 exons. Gene Ontology annotation, molecular function: biotin synthase activity; 2 iron, 2 sulfur cluster binding. NCBI's taxonomy places the organism in Eukaryota, Fungi, Ascomycota, Eurotiomycetes, Eurotiales, Aspergillaceae. Gene Ontology annotation, biological process: biotin biosynthetic process. Gene Ontology annotation, cellular component: mitochondrion.